This is a messenger RNA of Brassica oleracea var. oleracea, 1468 nucleotides long. RefSeq lists its product as uncharacterized. Bases 20 to 1468 code for a protein of 482 amino acids. The transcript is spliced from 9 exons. NCBI's taxonomy places the organism in Eukaryota, Viridiplantae, Streptophyta, Magnoliopsida, Brassicales, Brassicaceae. The record is from RefSeq and is a predicted model, not a curated record.
UUUUUGACGGUUAAGGAUUAUGGAUUUCAUGGAUUCAGAGACACAACCUCCAGAUGAUUCACCGCAUUUAGAAACAAGUUUCAAUGCGCCUCCUCCACUUGCUCCAGAAUGUAAAAGCUUCAAGUGGAAAAUACAAGUGAUAGAUUCUGAGGGCAGUGUAGAAGGCAAAAUGGUGACAUCUAAAGAUGUAUGGAAACUUCAGAGCAGUAAAGUGAUCGUGCAUUUUGAUGAAAAUAGCAGUCAACCAAUUGGGGAUUCUGGUGGUUUACUCGGAUCAUGGUUAGGUCAAUUAAGCAAUGAUGUGAAUUUGCUACCUAUCAAUUACAGUGAUUGGAGGAUGGUCAAUAUUCACACUAAAAGAAAAGCGUGGGAUGUUAUUCAGUCCAAAUUCUGGUUUGAUGAUCCAACGAUGAGAAAAGGAUAUGUGAUGAGUGCAUUGGGAAGCAGAUGCAAAGAUGUCAAACUACGUCUUUGGAAAGAACACAAACGAAAUGAUCAACUUCAAACAUUGCAGAAUCGACCCAAUAAUGUUCCUGAAGAACAAUGGGAGCAUUUUGUGCACAUGAGAUUUACUGAAAAAUGGAAGAAAAUGCAAGAGAGGAAUACAAAGAACCAAAAAAAACAUACUAUGCCUCAUGUAUGUGGAAGAAAGAGUUUCUCGAGAAAAAGAAAUGAUAUAACAAUCAGAACCGGAAAAACUCCAUGUCGAGCAGAGUUUUUUAUUGAGACGCGCACGAAACCUGAUGGAAGCUUUGUAUGUGAAGAGGCAAAAACACGAGCGGAAGCGCUUACAACUUUGUUGAAUCAAAAUUCUCAUGGCACAAGCAAUGUUGCAGCCACACUGGAUGAUGAAUUUGCUCAAGUUUUUGGUCCGGAGCGUCCAGGACGAGUACGUUGUGUUGGUCGAGGACCUACACCAUCAAAAUUGGUGAGACGUUGUACUGCAACUAGACAAGAGGUGGACAAUUCUGAAAUGGUCGUUGCGUUGCAGACACAAGUGAAAGAACUAUCAAAUCAAGUUAAGGGAAUGAGUACUUUCAUCCAACAAAUAAUUGGUACUUCAACCGGUGAACAGGCAAGAGCAUGGGCUGCAAGUUUUGCAGUAGCUUUUGCUAACAUACCAAACCCACCUUUCGCAAACAUACCGACUCCAUCUAAUCCUAAUCAGGAGCCUUUUGCUGCUGAAGUUUGGAUUUCUCCUCAGGCUGAUCUACACUCUGUUGCAGCCUGGAUCAAUCAACCUCGCAUCAACGCAGAUGCGCAUGCUACUCCAGUCAUCAAGCCCUACUUUCAGUCAGCCAUCUACCUGCUGUGGAAAGAGCGUAAUGUUCGUGUGUUCACAGCUGUCUCCUCACCUUCAUCAGUCAUCCUUGCCUCUCUCGACCGUAUGAUGCGUGACCGUCUCCUCUCUUACCCGGCAAGUUCUUCUUUCUCUUCUUCUCUACUUCUUUUUAUCUUUCUUGUAUAA